AUGACCACUAGUAAACAAACCAUUGGUCUUUCUAAAUUGGAUCCGGGAUUUACCGGAAGAUCAAACCUUCGUCCAACUUAUCCACCUCAAAUAACAAUUCAAGAGAUCAUUGAAUUCUUAUCAUCGACAGUUCCUAGACGAUCAUUUCAACCAACUAACGCAUUUAAGGUAUAUCGUAUAGCAACUAUUCUUCAAAUGCGAACCAAUAACAAUGAUUUGAUGAUCCUUUCUGGAAGUUUAGUUUCAACAAAUUAUUCAAUGGAAUCUCUUGAAGUCAAACGAACUUAUCAAAGGUUAGCUUUAGAAGUGAAUAAUGAAUUGAUAACUAGACAAAUUCAUGCAUGA
Molecule: messenger RNA, 345 nt
Organism: Funneliformis mosseae
Lineage: Eukaryota; Fungi; Glomeromycota; Glomeromycetes; Glomerales; Glomeraceae
Source: the annotation of a GenBank genome assembly